AUGUGCGGUAGUCAGGGUAAAGAUUGGUUUCCAUAUAAUCGCUCACCCUAUUGGGGACGAUUGCCGACAGUUGUUGGGAAGGUUGAACCUGGUUCAACUUUUCUGAUUGUGUUGCAGAUGCAGAUGAAUCAGGGAGCAAUGCUAGCUGCCCUGCGCAAUUGGGAAAGAACCCCGAUUGUGUACCUUCAGAGGGGUGGAUUUAGCUCAGAAGAAGUUGCAGCAUAUAUAGCCUUGAUAGGAGUCCUCUCAGUGUUUGCGCAGACAUUAUUAUUAAGUUUUCUGAUGAAAAACCUAGGUAACAAACAUACUAUUAUGUUUGGAUUGUCGUUCCAAUUAGCUGAGCUAGCCUGGUAUGGAUUCGCAUCGCAGGAUUGGAUGUUAUGGGGAGCAGGAACGAUAGCAGCCAUGUGCAGUGUAACGUACCCCUCCGUUAGUGCAUUAAUAUCCAAAAAUGCAGAGCCUGAUCAACAAGGUGUUGUACAAGGGAUGGUGACCGGUAUACGAGGUCUUUGCAAUGGACUUGGACCUGCCUUAUUUGGUUUCAUAUUUUACAUAUUUCAUGUGGACUUAGAUGACGUUGGAGAUGACUUCGGGGACACCGAGUCAAAAACUCAGCUGAAACCUCCUGCAUAUGCAACAAUCGUCCCAGGACCGCCGUUCCUUUUCGGUGCUUGUUUGGUGCUCGUAUCGCUGCUGGUUGUAUAUUUUGUCCCAGUGCAUACAGAAAAUAACACCUUGCCCGUUCAUUCACCGAAACAUCUACGAAGCGAUAUUGAGGAAUCAAGUGAUGCGGCGAUGAUCUCCGAUUAUGAGAUGGUUGAGAAGGAACCAUUAAUGCUGAUCCAGUCAUGAUAUUGAACUUUGGAAUAAUUUUAUGCUGAACCUACACUAGCUAAGGUUGGAUUUAACCGGCAUGGAGGUAAUGUUCUCCUCAACCUUGUGUAUCUAAUGCUUGUAGCAUUUUGGAGCAAGGGAAAAAAAAAAAGAUCCAAAUAAACCUGAUGUAGAUCUUGCAGCCCUUACUACUAUGCUACAGUGUCACGUGGGAGGUAAGGCUUUACUGAGGAAACAUUUUGGAGAAAACAUGUUGCCGUACAUUGUGCUACCCAAAAAGGCCUCAUGCCACCACUAAAAUCAUAGAUUAAUGCACACUUUACAUUCAAAGAGAUGUUUCCUCUUUUAACACUCUGACCGCCAAACACGAGAUCUCCGUGUUUGGUAACGCAACGCUUGACUGUCAAAAUGGAGAUCUGUGUUUCAAGUUUUUUUUUUAACCAAUUCCGAUAGAUGGGGUAAUUACCGACAUGUACUAACAAUGUGAACACUAUAUUUAGUCUGGACUGUAAGUGUUCGCUAUUUGAAUGUGACCUAUAGUGACCUCAUAUUGCACGUCGAUACUGAAACGUGGUUGUCUCACAAAAGUGAGUCGCAUUCAUUUUACUGUUACGGGUCACAGAUUGUGAUUAGAAUAAAGUGUUUCAGUGGUACCAUUGUAAAGCUAAGA
Anneissia japonica is the source of this 1504-nucleotide messenger RNA. Its product is annotated as hippocampus abundant transcript-like protein 1. Gene Ontology annotation, biological process: transmembrane transport. Bases 1 to 852 code for a protein of 283 amino acids. The transcript is spliced from 5 exons. Gene Ontology annotation, molecular function: transmembrane transporter activity. The record is from RefSeq and is a predicted model, not a curated record. Lineage: Eukaryota; Metazoa; Echinodermata; Crinoidea; Comatulida; Comatulidae.